This is a messenger RNA of Vitis riparia (riverbank grape), 1614 nucleotides long. RefSeq names its product RNA demethylase ALKBH9B-like. Gene Ontology annotation, biological process: mRNA catabolic process. NCBI's taxonomy places the organism in Eukaryota, Viridiplantae, Streptophyta, Magnoliopsida, Vitales, Vitaceae. Gene Ontology annotation, molecular function: demethylase activity; mRNA binding. The transcript has 6 exons. The record is from RefSeq and is a predicted model, not a curated record. Bases 79 to 1452 code for a protein of 457 amino acids.
GACGCUCACUUUUCCACCGGAGCUUUUCUGUCUGGUUUCGGCGCUUGUUUGCUUUCUGUGGGCUCUCUAGUGGAAGUCAUGACUGGGAGUAUGGCCGAGAAACGGUCCGACGCUGUCUGCGGGGAUGGAUUGAUGGGGCUGCUGGAGAAGUUGGAUCAUUCGGAAAUACUGGAGGUUUUGUCCGGAGGGUUUUGCAAAAACUGUGAAGCUGUUUUGGAAGACCGCGUACGCGCUUUGAUGAAUAAAAAAUUCACUGAAAUAUCCUUAUCCAAUGUCAAAACUGAAAGUUCAAGCUUUUCUUCUCCCACCAAGAACGGUUCAGAGACAUCUUCUUGGGGCCCUAUCCGAACUCCUGAAUCCGUUUCUUCAGUGGGGCGUAAGGAGGCUGUUUCUUCUUCAUCGCCUGUAUCGGUUAGCAGUAAACCACACUUAUCUGACUAUUCCAAGGUGGAGAUACUGCUGAAUGAUGGACUCGGUGGGAAUUCCUCUGUGAUUGACACUGGCUUAUCAGAGGAAGAAAAGGAACAAAUUCGGCUUUCACAGAUUGGUAGGAAGAAAGAUUUUGUUCACAUUGAGAGGAUAGAUGGAAGAACAAUGAAUGUGAUUCAAGGGCUUGAGCUUCACACUCGAGUCUUUAAUUCUGAGGAACAAAAGAAGAUUGUGGAAUGUGUCUACAAUUUGCAGCGUAUGGGCCAAAAGGGAAUGCUAAGAGAACGAACUUAUUCCGAACCAAAAAAAUGGAUGCGUGGAAAGGGACGCGUGACGAUUCAAUUUGGCUGCUGCUACAAUUAUGCAGUGGACAAAAAUGGUAAUCCUCCAGGUAUCAUUAGGGAAGAAGAAGUCGAUCCCUUACCUCCUCUGUUCAAGCAAAUGAUUAAGAGGAUGGUGAAAUGGCACAUCCUACCACCAACCUGUGUCCCCAACAGCUGCAUCGUGAAUAUCUAUGAUGAAGGGGAUUGCAUUCCUCCGCACAUCGAUCAUCAUGACUUUCUGCGACCUUUUUGCACUGUCUCAUUCUUGACCGAGUGCAAUAUUCUUUUCGGUUCUAGCUUGAAGAUUCUGGAUGCAGGAGAAUUCUCAGGCCCUGUUUCUAUCUCUUUGCCCAAAGGAUCAGUCUUGAUUCUAAAUGGGAAUGGAGCGGAUGUGGCUAAACAUUGUGUACCUGCUGUACCAGCGAAGAGGAUCUCCAUUACAUUCAGGAAAAUGGACGAGAGCAGGCUCCCAUACAAGUAUUCACCUGACCCAGAGCUCCUAAAUGUCAGGCCUCUAGCACAUCGGCCUUUGAUAAAUACACCUUUACAACAGCAGAAGAACACAGUCAUCCGACAUGAAUCCAGGAUUUCCCAGCAGAGUAGCAGUUCCCCUCACCUUGAUAAGGAUGAUUUUCCUCCUCUUGGUGCCUGGAAGUCUGAUAGCAGGAAAAGAGGCAACAAAAAUGGGUUGAGGCAAUGAGCUUUUCCACUGGAACUUGUAUCAUGCAGUUUUGCUUCACUUUCCUUUUCUUAGGCAAUUAGGUGUACUUCAUUCAACUUCAUUCAACCAAUAACUUAGAACUUGUUUUAACUUGUUAUUUACUGAAAUCAAUGAAGGGAAUACUUUAUUGUUGUUGACUAA